Paramecium pentaurelia is the source of this 819-nucleotide messenger RNA. The record is from the annotation of a GenBank genome assembly. Lineage: Eukaryota; Ciliophora; Oligohymenophorea; Peniculida; Parameciidae.
AUGGUUAACAUAUUAUUAUAUUUUAUUAUAUUUAUAUUAAUUAUAAACAAAUAAAUUAUAUUAUCAUAUUUAUUUCAUUUUUUAUAUUCAUUUAGAAAUUAAUAAUUACAAUUUAAUAAUCCUAAUCUUAAAACUAGUAGAAGAUAAAAGGGAAAUUAACCUUCUAUUGAUUAGAGUAAUAAAGUUAUCUUUAUAAUACGUAUUAAUCCAUUUUUAAACAUAAAAAUAUCAUAAUCACUAUAAUCUUUAAUUAUUAUUUUUUUUGAUCAAAAUUCCUAUCCAAUAUAUAAGUAAUGCAUUGAUGGAAGGCAUUUUUUGGUUUACCCUAUUUAUUUUAUUAAAAAAGUAAAUCGAUAAGAAAGCAGUGUAAAUUAAGAAUUAAAACUUGAAGAGCCUGAACAUAAGAUAGAAACUAAAAUAGAGAAUAAAGAGCAUAAAAAUGAUGAUACAAUGGAUUUUAAUACUUAUAUGUUUCCAGGACAAUCAAAAAAUUAUUACAAGAACAUAGGAAAUUAGUUUGCUUCAUUCAUAAUACAUCAUUUCGAUAAAACAGAAAUUAUAAAGGACCCAAAGAUAUCAAAAUUCUUAAAAAUACAAAAGCAAAAAUAUACAAAGAUGCAUUUUUAAUAAUUAAUGAGAUCAAAAAGAGCAAGAUAAAUAAUCAAAAUUUACUUUGGGAAUUACCUAUGGUGUUCUAGUAUUCUUAAAAGAAUGAAAUCUGAUGUAGAAUUUUACCUAAGUUUGAAUUAACAGAUAUUUAGGAGAAAACCAAAAUAAAAGAUAAAAACAGAGUUUAAUAAAUUUCCAGGAGAGAAUUGA